Microthlaspi erraticum is the source of this 1005-nucleotide messenger RNA. The record is from the annotation of a GenBank genome assembly. Lineage: Eukaryota; Viridiplantae; Streptophyta; Magnoliopsida; Brassicales; Brassicaceae.
AUGGCCGCCAUGACCGAGAAGGAAGCUACGGUGGAUCCUUUUUUGGUCGAGGCUCUCCAGAACCCCCGUCAUCGUCUCACCAUUUUGAGGAUGGAGCUAGAUAUACAGAAGUUCUUUCAAAACCCCGAGCAGCUCCAAUUCGAAUUCUCGCCAUUCCCAACAUCAUACCUGCGUCUCGCUGCACAUCGAGUUGCUCAGCACUACGGACUAGUAACCAUGGCUCUAGACACCGGUACCGUUGCAGGAGAUGGAUCCGAGAACAGAAUCUUGGUGACGAAGACAGCCGAGAGUAGGUUUCCUUACGUCUGCUUAUCCGAAAUCCCGGUUAAGCAACCGGAGAACGGUAGACCCGAGGGUGUCAAGAUCGCGAUCAAGGCUAGACCCAAGAGAGGAUCUGGCUGCGACGGUAGCGGAUCAGGAGUGCAGCAGAAUCUUCUGAGAAGUGUUGAGGAGAGGAAAGAAGAGUACGAUAAAGCCAGAGCUCGGAUCUUCAACAGCCCUAGCAGCUCCGACUCUGAAGACUCUUCGUCGCUACGAGCUCCUCCUCCUCCUUUGGAAGGGAAACAAGUAUGUAUAAACCGACACGAGACUGAAGUUGCGGUCGUUAACAACAAUCCUCCUCCUAUGGAUGCUGUGAAUCGGACUUCUCGAGUAGCCAUUAUCAGAGAUAGAGAGAAAGAUCGGUAUGAUCCGGAUUAUGACAGGAGCUACGAUAGGUAUGUCGCCGAUCCUGCUUACAGGUACGUUAGGGUAAUGCCGUCUGGCCAAAGCUUCAGUCCGAUGCCAAUGCACAUUCCGUUUCACGACGGAAUCUUCCCGCCGAUGCCGAGAGGUCAUCAAGUCAAUCUAAACUACGGGCAUCCGCUGCACCCGGCGUUGAGUCCUUUUACUACUAAUCCGGCUGGUUAUACACCGUGGCCAAACACACCGGCUAUGAACUAUGUGCAGUCGUUGAACGGUUCAGACACUAAUCUUUUCAGGCAUCCUUCUGCAAGCAAUCCCUGA